Messenger RNA from Ruditapes philippinarum (Manila clam), 417 nucleotides. RefSeq lists its product as uncharacterized. Bases 1 to 417 code for a protein of 138 amino acids. The transcript has a single exon. Lineage: Eukaryota; Metazoa; Mollusca; Bivalvia; Venerida; Veneridae. The record is from RefSeq and is a predicted model, not a curated record.
AUGAAUGUACAACUUCUACUUCUACCACCACCACAACCACUGCCACCACAACCACCACAACCACCAUCACCACUGCUGUCACAGCUACCGCUUCCACCACUGCCACCACAACCACCAUCACCACUGCUGCCACAGCCACCGCUACCAUCACCACUGCCACCACAACAACCAUCACCACUGCUGCCACAGCCACCACUAACACCACCACCACCACUGUCACCACAACCACCAUCACCACUGCUGCCACAGCCACCGCUACCACCACCACCACUGCCACCACCAUCACCAUUGCUACCACAGCCACCGCUAACACACCACUCAAACCACUGCCACCAUCACCUCUGCUGCCACAGCCACCGCUACCACCACCACUGCCACCACAACCACCGUCGCCACCACACUUGUCUAUUUAUUUGA